GUCUGGUCGAGAAACAAUUCAUUCUGAUGGUUAACACUGCGUUAAUGGAUUUUUAUACCGUCUCUCAUACAGCUAAUUGAAGUUUUUCAAGAAUGAAGACAUUUUUUAGAAUGAAAGUUUCUUUUCUUUUUUUGUGUUUGUUUGGAUACGCCCAAUUUAUUGUUGGCAAUUUUUUAAUUGCACCAAAUGAAUUAUUAACUUUACAUCAUCACGGUGGCCACGAUGUAAAUUAUUACACGAACACGUGGUAUUUCUAUUCCCCGGAGAAUACUGAAAAAAUAAUAGAAUCCAUUUCAAUUCAAGGGUUUACAAAUCUCGAACAGGUCGAAGGCGUGCCUAAUGUUUAUAAAGUACGAAAGGCUGAUCAUCCAGAAAAUAAUGACCAUCAUAGUAAUGACAUUACUAGAACUCUAGAAGAUUACAAACAGGUGAUUUGGGUCAAACAAGGAUUUACGAGAAAUCUGCACAAAAGAGGACCUAUAGAUGCCCAUAGCAGAUACGAGCGAUAUUUUAACGAUGAACUUUGGAGUUUGCAGUGGUAUGAGCAAGAUUACCGUAGUGAUAACGACUCGCCACGGUUAAACAUGAACCUAGUACCUGUGUACAAUGAACUUAAGUACACGGGCAAAGGAGUUCGGGUUGCAGUUAUUGAUGAUGGAUUGGAGCACACUCACGAUGAUAUUAAAGAUAAUUACGAUAAAGACAUUAGCAUUAAUUUGAAUUGGAACAAAACAGACCCAAUGCCCAGGUAUGGUGAAUUUUUGGAAAACAACCAUGGGACGAGGUGUGCCGGAGAAAUAGCGAUGGCUGCAAAUAACAACAAGUGUGGAGUUGGGGUAGCUUACAACGCAAAAGUAGGCGGAAUCGUAUUGCUUGACGGUAAGACCAAUGACGAGUUGGAAGCAAGAGCUUUAAUACAUGCCUUGAAAUUGGUUCAUAUUUAUAAUGGAUCUUGGGGACCGAAAGACAACGGCAUGUUAGUUGAUGGACCGGGUCCUAUAGGACAAUUGGCAUUUCACAUUGGAGCUACUAUGGGCCGAGGUGGUAAAGGCGCAAUAUAUGUAUUUGCAUCUGGAAAUGGUCGUUUGUUGUAUGACAAUUGUGCUGCAGACGGUUAUGUGGGAAGUAUUUACUCGUUGGUUAUCGGUAGUGCUACGCAUGAAGGCAAAGCUCCUUUGUACGCCGAACGAUGUGCGGCUGUUAUAGCGACUGCAUAUUCCGGCGGUCUUAUCGAUGACAUCAAAGUUGUUACAUCAGAUAUCAAUAAUACUUGUACUACAAGGCAUACCGGGACCUCGGCUGCAGCCCCAUUAGCAUCUGGAAUAGUGGCCUUAGCACUGGAAGCCAACGAAGAGUUGACCUGGAGAGACGUUCAUCAUUUGUUAGUAAGGAACUGUGAAAUUGAACCUUUGUCAAAAAAUGAAGGUUGGAAAGUUAACGCAGCAGGCUUCCAUUUUAAUCCUCAAUUCGGAUUUGGUCUAAUAAACGCUUAUAGCCUAGUGAAAGAGGCAAUGUCUUGGAAAAAUGUACCAGAAAAGACCAUAUGCGCAGUUGAAUUUUUGAUUCAUGAUAACUUCGACAACUUCGGUGGAGGUAAAAGCUUUGUUAAGUCAACAAAAUCAGAUGGUUGUAACGGAAACGUCAAAUAUUUGGAACACGUUCAAUUGAGUAUUAGUAUUCAGUACCCAAUUCGUGGGCUGAUUGAAGUGGAUCUAAUGUCACCAAACGGAACACUGUGCAAAAUGAUGGAAUCCCGGCCUUUGGACGUGUCGAAUGAGGGGUUUAUCGAGUGGAAAAUCAAAUCCUUGCAAUUUUGGGGUGAAAACCCAUUGGGCGAAUGGACAGUGUUUGUUAAAGACGAGAUUCCUUUCGAAGGUCUCAAGUUAGUUGGACAAGUUGAAAAAGUCACACUGAUUUUGCAUGGAACACUGGACUACCCUUAUAAUGUGAAUAAGUAAACCAUUUUGAUAAAAAUGUAUACUUGUUGUAGUAAAACUAAAAAUAACAUGAAAUAAUAA
This is a messenger RNA of Adelges cooleyi (spruce gall adelgid), 2018 nucleotides long. Its product is annotated as neuroendocrine convertase 1-like. Gene Ontology annotation, cellular component: Golgi membrane; trans-Golgi network. Lineage: Eukaryota; Metazoa; Arthropoda; Insecta; Hemiptera; Adelgidae. Bases 93 to 1958 code for a protein of 621 amino acids. The transcript has 14 exons. Gene Ontology annotation, molecular function: serine-type endopeptidase activity. The record is from RefSeq and is a predicted model, not a curated record. Gene Ontology annotation, biological process: protein processing.